Messenger RNA from Brugia malayi, 435 nucleotides. Its product is annotated as Transthyretin-like family protein. The record is from RefSeq and is a predicted model, not a curated record. The coding region runs from base 1 to 435 and encodes 144 amino acids. Gene Ontology annotation, cellular component: cell surface. The transcript is spliced from 3 exons. NCBI's taxonomy places the organism in Eukaryota, Metazoa, Nematoda, Chromadorea, Rhabditida, Onchocercidae.
AUGCAAAGAAAAAAUACCUUUCUAUUCCUAAUUUUUAUAAUAUUCCAUCUACAAGUAAUAGUAAUUAGUUUUCGACAACAAUCUGUUGGUGUACGAGGUCGUCUUUUAUGUGGCAAUCAAAGUUUACCAAAUACACAAAUCAAAUUAUGGAAUCAAAAUAAAAUUGGUACGGAUGAUCAAUUAGCAGCAACAAAAACGAAAGCAGAUGGUAGUUAUGAAUUAAAAGGUGGAGUUGGAUCAAUUUUUGGCAUGGAUGUUGUCUUAAAAAUUUAUCAUGAUUGUGAUGAUGGAAUCAAGCCUUGUCAACGAAAAGUUGUCCUCCGUAUUCCGGAUCAGUAUGUUACUCGUUCGAGUGAUGUGAAACAAUGGUUUAAUGGAGGAGAACUGAACAUGGAAUUCAAAUUUCCGGAUGAAGAAAGAAGUUGUAUCAAUUAG